AUGACCGGUCUUAGUUAUAAUCUGUUGCAAAUGCAUGUGAGGGAGGGAAUGGUUGCAUUUGAGUCUGAGUCAGGGAAGGCUAUGCCAUGGCAUGGAACUUCUUUGUACGAGACUCUAAAGGCUUUGAAAGAAGAAGCAGCUACCCUUUCUCACUCUUCCCCGAACAUCCAAUCUCUUGAUACGAAUUGGAGACUAUACAAGAGAGGGCCGAUCCGACAAGAGCGAGGAGCUAGCCGCCUUACUCCUUCCCCUUGGAUAGGGCUUGGGAUUGAAAAAUCAAAGGCCCAAGAACGAGCCAAAGAUCAGCUCUUUUCACAAGCCGGAAUGAAGAUGAAGCUUACAACGAGAUGA
This is a messenger RNA of Sphenostylis stenocarpa, 351 nucleotides long. NCBI's taxonomy places the organism in Eukaryota, Viridiplantae, Streptophyta, Magnoliopsida, Fabales, Fabaceae. The record is from the annotation of a GenBank genome assembly.